AGACGGACCGGAAGUUGGUCCGACAGUGACUUUCUUCCGCACAGAUACAAACAACCAUUUCAUUGUUGCUUCACAUUCAUUUUAUUUCAAUCAAACGUAGAAAUAAUUUAACCAACUGCACUUUUUUUCAUGUCAAACGUUUUGUAAACGGAGGCAAACGUAAUCGUUGUGUGCAGUUUAUCAGCAUGUUGUGGUUGUUAUUCAAGGUUUAGUCAGUCGACAAGUUGAAGUUGUCCUCGGACGCCCAGGGAGCAGGACUAGGAGCAGGACCAGGACUAUGGAUGUGGACGGGCGGGUCCACAGUCGGUCCUGGGACUGGGACAGUCCGCACUGCCGAGCCCAGCUGGACGACGUCUUCUUCCGUCCGAACGACUACAUCCAGGCCGGCAGCCAGGAACACAAAGACUUCUGGGCCUUCUUUGACCGCUUCCAGAGGUUUAAGGUAAAGCGGGACAUGUCUGGACCUGGACCGGGUGCCAGCCCUGACGUGAUCCGGCCCGGGUCCUUGGACCUCCCUCGGGACUAUGACGCUCGCUACCGCAUCAAUGUGUCGGUGUGCACCAGGGACGUGGAGGAGCGGAUCGGACGCUCUCACACGAGGAGAGAGUCGUCAGGUCCGAGUCCUCAGGUGAUCUCCGACUUCCGCCUGGCUCUCCUGCACUUCCUUGACUUCAGUCAGCGGCAGAGCUUCUGCAAGCUGGCCAAGCUGCGCCGGGAGCAGAGGACCCUGCCCAUCUUCCAGUAUCGACACCGAGUGGUGGAGAUGGUGAGGCGGCACCCGGUGGUGGUGGUGGCGGGGGACACCGGCUGUGGGAAGUCCACCCAGGUGCCCCAGUACCUGCUCUCUGCCGGGUUCACGCAGAUCGCCUGCACGCAGCCCCGACGCAUCGCCUGCAUUUCACUGGCCAAGAGGGUCAGCUUCGAGAGUCUCAACCAGUACGGCUCCAAGGUAGGCUACCAGAUCCGCUUCGAGACCACGCGGACCCUCGCCACCAAGCUGAUCUUCCUGACUGAGGGCCUGCUCCUCAGGCAGAUCCAGCAGGAGAAGACUCUGGAGCAGUACCAGGUUCUGAUCGUGGACGAGGUCCACGAGCGACACCUGCACUGUGACUUCCUGCUGGGCGUCUUGCGCUCCCUGCUGACGGAGCGCCCCGACCUGCGCCUCAUCCUCAUGUCGGCCACCAUCAACAUCAAGCUCUUCUCCGACUAUUUCGGCGGCGCUCCUGUGCUGCAGGUGCCAGGCAGGCUCUUCCCCAUACAGGUGACUUACCAACCCAUCCCGCCGGAGGAGCAGCCGUCGCGCUCUGAGAAGAUGGACCCCCGGCCUUACCUGCGCAUCCUGCAGGGCAUCGACCAGCGCUACCCGCCAGAGGAGCGCGGCGACCUGCUCAUCUUCCUCAGCGGCGUGGCGGAGAUCGCCACCAUCCAGGAGGCGUGUCAGGUGUACGCCACGCACACGCGACGUUGGAUUGUGCUGCCGCUGCACAGCACGCUCUCCCUGGCGCAGCAGGACAAGGUGUUUGACAUAGCGCCACCUGGUGUGAGGAAGUGCAUCAUCUCGACCAACAUCGCAGAGACCUCGGUCACCAUCGAUGGAGUACGCUUUGUGGUGGACUCGGGCAAGGUGAAAGAGAUGAGUUUCGACCCCAAGGCCAAGAUGCAGCGUCUGCAAGAGUUCUGGAUCAGCCGAGCCAGCUCGGAGCAAAGGAAAGGUCGCGCCGGCCGUACGGGUCCCGGGGUGUGCUACCGCCUCUACGCCGAGUCCGACUACGACGCCUUCGCUUCCUACGCCGUGCCCGAGAUCCACCGGGUGGCACUGGACUCGCUGGUUCUUCAGAUGAAGAGCAUGGGACUCGGAGAUCCGCUGUCUUUCGUCUUCAUCGAUCCGCCGCCCGCCGCCAGCAUCCAGACCGCGAUUACCUACCUCAAGGAGCAGGGGGCGCUGGACCACCGCUGUGAGCUGACCUCUAUCGGGAGUCUGCUCGCUCAGCUGCCGGUCGACGUGGUCAUCGGGAAGAUGCUGGUGCUGGGCUCCUUGUUCAAUCUGGUGGAGCCUGUGUUGACAGUGGCCGCCGCCCUCAGCGUCCAGUCGCCCUUCCUGCGCAGCUCCCAGCACAACCCGGACUGCGCCACCGCCCGCCAGCCCCUGCACUGCAGCCAGGGAGACCCUUUCACUCUGCUCAACACCUUCAACGCCUGGGUGGAGGUGAAGGGCGAGAGAGGCGGCGAGUCCAGGAAGUGGUGUCGGCGGCGAGGCCUGGAGGAGCAGCGUCUUUACGAGAUGGUCAACCUGCGCCGGCAAUUCAAGGAGCUGCUGAGGAGCCACGGCCUGCUGGAGACCGCCGACGGCGACGACGACGGCGGUGGCGAGGACCGCCAGCAGCGCCGCGAGCGUCGGAUGGAGAGGCGGAAGCUUCAUCAGAUGAAGAGGGAACACGAGCAGCAGGAAGGCACCAAGCGGAAAGUCCUCAGGCUGGAAGAGGGCCAGGAGGGAGAGUUCUCCUCCGGGUCGGACACGGAGCAGGCGGGAAGGAGGCGGAACAGGAAGAAGGACAAGGAGGGAUCGGUGGACAUCCAGGAAGUGAAGUUCAAGCUGCGUCACAACGUAUCGGAGCUCCAGGGCGCCGUCAACGCCAGCCAGGACCUGACGUCCCGCCGCCAGGCGCUCCUCAAGCUGCUGCUGUGCCGCGGCCUCUACCCUCAGCUGGCUCUGCCCGACGACCACAACGCCGCCCGCAAGGACACCGAGCAGGUGUUCCACACCAAGAACAAGCAGGGCAUCGUCAUCCAUCCCACUAGCGUGUUUGCCAGCGACCCUGAGGUGUUGCACCCGCUUCAGGAUGGCGUCCAGGACCGAGCAGCAGAGCGGCGAGACAGCAGCAAACAUCAGCUGCUGGCCUUCGUCACCUUGCUGGAGACCAACAGGCCGUACUUGUCCAACUGCGUGCGUGUUCCCGCGCUGCAGGCCCUGCUGCUGGUGGCCAACUCGGUGGACAGCAACGCCGACUGCUCGCGUCUGCUGCUGGACGGCUGGCUGGAGCUGCAGCUGAAGCGGCCGGAGGAGGCGCUCAAGGUGCUGUCGGACGCCCUCAGCCUCCGGGCCGAGUGGGAGCGUCUCCUGCAGGCCCAGCUGGCGCGGGGUCUGGCCGGCGUGUCCCGCCGGGCCACGGAGAAGCUGAGCGAGCGCCUGGUCCGCUUCCUGCUGUACACCGAGACCAGCUACAGCCUGCAGAGGCUGACGGCCCUCCAGACGCAGAACCUGUACGUGGGACCCCAGGCGGAGUCAGAGGUGGCCCUUGGCGUCACGCCGCUGUUUCCGGGCCAGGAGGUCAAACCCGACCCCGUGAAGGGAGGCCUGCGCGUCAGCAGCUUCUUCACCUACAACUGUCUGACUGACUCCAGAGACCUGUACAGCCAGUGCCUGCGGACUUUCUGGAACUGUCCCCACUGUGACCUGUACAUGCCGCUGACCCCUCUGGAGCGCAUGCAGCACGAGACCACCUGCAGGCCGGCGGGCGAACAGCAGCAGGACGAAGGGGAAGACGACGUAAAGCCAGCGUCUUCGUCUCACUCCAGCCUGAGCAGAGUUUACCACUGCGACGUUUGCCACCAAGACCUGACCCUCACGCCCACAGAGAUCCUCAAGCACAAAAGGCAGCACAUGUACACUGCUAAGUAAAACACUGCAUUCCUACUACAUAAGUUGUCACCUUGUGUAAAUGGUAAAUAAAAAGAGAA
Entelurus aequoreus (snake pipefish) is the source of this 3738-nucleotide messenger RNA. It is a transcript of the gene dhx34, whose product is annotated as DEAH (Asp-Glu-Ala-His) box polypeptide 34. The record is from RefSeq and is a predicted model, not a curated record. Gene Ontology annotation, cellular component: intracellular anatomical structure. The transcript has 17 exons. Gene Ontology annotation, molecular function: ATP binding; RNA binding. NCBI's taxonomy places the organism in Eukaryota, Metazoa, Chordata, Actinopteri, Syngnathiformes, Syngnathidae. Bases 278 to 3679 code for a protein of 1133 amino acids. Gene Ontology annotation, biological process: nuclear-transcribed mRNA catabolic process, nonsense-mediated decay.